ACACAUGCGCAGACAUGCCUAACCUUCAAUACAUAUUUUUUCCAUUAAGGUACAUAUGUAAUAUUUGAAAUAAAUGAACAAUAUGGGUAUACAUAUUUAACGAUCGAUAAACAAUCAAAUUAUUCCUUCAAAUUAUACUCGGAAAAUAUUUUCAUGUGUUACAAGUGAAUAUAGUUUACAAGUGAAAAUAAAAGAUAAAGUCAUAAAGAAUUAAUGUAUAAAAUUAAUAAUUGACAAGAGAAGAAAAAAUAUUUUAAUUUCGGUGAAAGCUAAAAAAUAAAAAAGUAAAACCAAAGAACGCAAUAAUGAGUGUUUGGUACGCAAUUAAUUAAUUUAAUCAAACGCCAUCUCGUGCUACGUAAAGGUAUCAUUUAAAAUCAGUAGUUUUCCAGUUCUGUUUCGGCAUUCGCUUAAAACGUAAUCAAGUACAUUAAGAAUUGUGACGGAUUACGAUCCAUCACGAUAGUCAGAAAUAGGCAAGAGGAGCAAAGAGGACACGUAAAAGAUGGCGGAAGCCGUUGUAGACGGGGCAAUGUCCCGAUUUUUUUGUCACAAAUGCAGUAUCGAAAUUGAACGUUUAUUACCUGAUUACACAUGCCCAAGAUGCUCAAGUGGUUUCAUAGAGGAAUUGGAAAGUGACAGCAGUGAUAGUGGAUCUGGAAUGCACAUCAAUAGUGACAUAGAUGAUCUUUGGGAACGCUAUGCAGAUGUUCCUCUGAGAGGGGAAUAUGAGAUGGAAUUUUCCAAUCAAUUUGAAACACCAGUUAGUUCUAGCAGAAAUAAUGGUCCUGCUGGUAGAAGACGAGUUCAUUGGUCACGUAAUGCCCAAGAUACACGUCGCUCUAAUAGCAGUCGUGGAAGACAGGAAGUAGUUCCUGUAUCUGUAGAGAAUUUCAUACAAGAUUUUAUACUUAAUCUCUCAGAAGGGGUAGCACAAGCUGCACAAUUACCUGUAUUCAAUAUUAGACUGUUCUUGGGAAAUCCUGGAGAUUAUGUUUGGGGUCAAGAUGGCUUAGAUGCGAUUGUAACACAAUUAUUAAAUCAAAUUGAUGGAACUGGACCACCUCCUUUACCAAGAAAACAAAUUGAUGAAAUACCAACUGUAACUGUGAAUCAAUAUCAUGUUGAUAGUAAACUUCAAUGUUCUGUUUGUUGGGAAGAUUUCAAACUUUCUGAACCAGUUAAGCAACUUCCUUGUUUACAUCUAUAUCAUGCACCAUGCAUUGUACCAUGGUUAGAAUUGCAUGGUACUUGCCCUAUUUGUAGACAGCAUUUGGGAAGUCAGAAUUCAACUGAAGUACAUCAGGAUAAUACCGUAGGACGUAGCUUAGUCGCUCUCUUUAGGGCAACCAAUGAAUCGAACAAUACUAGAACGUCAUCAACUUCAUCCUCGAGUGGUAAUAAUUCCAGUAGUAACUCGUCGAGUGAGAUUUGAGAUUGAUUAUCACGACUUAUUAUUUUCUCUACCUAGCAGGACACACAAAUAUACACACACAACACGCAUCUAUUUUUCACUUUUUUCAAAUUUGUUUUCUGGCACUGUUCAUUUGAGCGAUGCUCAUAUAUACUUCAUCAAUAUUGUAUCUUGAUACUAAUAUAAAUUUCAAGCUUUAUACUUCAAUCCAUGAUGUAAUAUGAAUCACACAAAAAAUAAUGCAGUAUCAAAUUACAACUUGCAUGUGUUGCUUUGCUUGAAUUAUAAUGAAAUAUGAACAUUAAAAGUUAAAGAAAGACGUGCGUAUUUAUAGUUGAAAUAAUCCUUAUUGCUAUAUAUAUGUAUAUAUUUAUUUAUGCGCGCGCCCAGACAUAAUUUUAUAAUUUGCAAAAACAUGCAAUUCAUGGAAUUUUCUAAACAAAUUUGUCCAAAAUUUAUAUAAGAAGAGAAUGUAUGUUUCUUUAUAAAAAUUUAAAUUUGGAUGUUUAAUAAAUUUAACAUAACACAAUGAUGUUUACAAAAGGAAAAAAAAUACACUGUAACAUAAUCUAAGCGUAGGAAGUGUGUUAUACAUAAAAAUAAUAGAACAAAUAUUAGUGGUUUUAAUUAUGUACAGUUUAACUGAACAUUUAUGCACGUGAUUAGAACAUCAAAUUUCUAUUCAGCAUACUUUUUUCAUUUAAAUGAUUUUAAUUUUUGAUGUCAUUUAAUUAUAUUAUAUUUCUUUGAGUUUAAAAAUUGUUAAAAAAUUAGUCAUAUUACUCUUAUUUAUAUAGUUUUCUUGAUGUUCGCAUCAAUAUUGCUUUAUAAAAUGUCAGUCAUAUUUUAUUUUGACUAUUAAUAAAUAUUCAAUUUAGUUAUAUAUAAUACUGAUGCAUAAAGUAUACAAGAAUAGUAUACAAGUAUACAAGCUGUAAAACAAGAUUAGUUAAACAAAAUUACAAAAAUAAUCCAAUGAAAAUUAUGAAAAAUAGGAAGGUAAAUGAAUUAUAAUAUUUGUGUUUGAAGUUGUAUUUUAUUUUUCUUAAGAUGGUUGUAUAUUACGCUAUAUAAUUUAUGCUACUCUCUUUUUAUCAUAAAAUCAUACAUAAAUAUAUUAUAUCAACUAUUAGUAUAGUAUUGUUUAUUUAUAUUCAAAUUUCUACAGGUUUGGUACAGAUGCAAAUUUGAUCGUCCAUAAUUCACAGUUGGUAAUUAAAAUAUAUUAGGUAUAAUAAUAUGGUAGAUAAUGUGAAUAGCAUUUAGAUACAAUUACGUAUCAUGUUAAACUUUAUAGAUUCCAAUAUAGCAUACAAUUCAGGUAAUAAUUAUCUGCAAUAUGAAUAAACAAACACUAUUUCGAUUUGCCAUAUUAUAUAGUAUGUAAUAAACUUUAAUGUUGUUGUUCUUAUA
This is a messenger RNA of Apis mellifera (honey bee), 2827 nucleotides long. RefSeq names its product E3 ubiquitin-protein ligase RNF126 (gene Iru). The coding region runs from base 506 to 1435 and encodes 309 amino acids. Gene Ontology annotation, molecular function: ubiquitin protein ligase activity. NCBI's taxonomy places the organism in Eukaryota, Metazoa, Arthropoda, Insecta, Hymenoptera, Apidae. The transcript has 9 exons. The record is from RefSeq and is a predicted model, not a curated record.